UACUUUCUCUCAAGAACAAAGUAAAGCGUUGAAGAGAGAAGAAGAAGAAGUAAAAAAAAAAAAAAAAAUCCCGAAGUAUCAAUUUAUUUCUAUUUUGGCCGUUAAGAUUCUAUUUGUGAUCAUUUAACACCCUGAAGAGUCACACCCGCCAUGUGUGGAGGAGCUAUAAUCUCCGAUUUCAUUCCACCGCCGAGGUCUCGCCGUGUUACUAGCGAGUUUAUCUGGCCGGAUCUGAAGAAGAGUGCGAAAGCAGCGAAGAAAAGCUCAAAGAAGCGUUCGAACUUCUUCGAUCUUGACGAUGAGUUCGAAGCUGAUUUCCAAGGUUUCAAAGAUGAUUCUUCUAUCGAUUGCGAUGAUGAUGAUGAUUUCGAUGUCGGUGAUGUUUUCGCCGACGUGAAACCAUUUGUUUUCGGUUCGACUCCGAAACCCGCCGUCUCCUCCGCUGCUACCGCCGCCGCCGAAGCUUCAGCUUUUGGGAAGAAGGUUGCUGGUGGGGAAGCUGAGAAAUCUGGAAAGAGGAAGAGGAAGAAUCAGUAUCGAGGGAUAAGGCAACGUCCUUGGGGCAAAUGGGCAGCUGAGAUACGUGAUCCAAGAGAAGGUGCUAGAAUUUGGCUAGGAACGUUCAAGACCGCUGAGGAAGCUGCAAGAGCUUACGAUGCUGCUGCACGCAGAAUCCGUGGAUCUAAAGCUAAGGUUAAUUUCCCUGAGGAGAACCCUCAGAAACGUUCUGCUGCCAAGGCUAGUCUUCAGAAACCUGUGGCUAAACCUAACCCAAACCCAAGUCCAGCUGUGGUUCAGAACCCAAACAACUCCUUUGAGGAUAUGUGUUUCGUGGAGGAGAAACACCAAGUGAACAACAACAACAAUCAGUUUGGCUUAGCUAACUCCAUUGAUGCUGGAUGUAAUGGUUAUCAGUAUUUCAGCUCAGACCAGGGUAGUAAUUCGUUUGAUUGUUCUGAGUUUGGUUGGAGCGAUCAAGCUCCAAUUACUCCUGACAUCUCUUCUGCCCUUAUCAACAACAACAACAACAACCCAGCUCUAUUCUUUGAAGAAGCCAAUCCAGCUAAGAAGCUCAAGUCCAUGGAUUUCGAGACACCGUGCAACAACAACAUUGAGUGGGACGCUUCGCUGGAUUUCCUCAACGAGGAUGCUGUAGCGACUCAGGACAAUGGUGCAAACCCU
Camelina sativa (false flax) is the source of this 1182-nucleotide messenger RNA. Its product is annotated as ethylene-responsive transcription factor RAP2-12. Gene Ontology annotation, molecular function: DNA binding; DNA-binding transcription factor activity. The record is from RefSeq and is a predicted model, not a curated record. Gene Ontology annotation, biological process: ethylene-activated signaling pathway; regulation of DNA-templated transcription. Lineage: Eukaryota; Viridiplantae; Streptophyta; Magnoliopsida; Brassicales; Brassicaceae.